AGGGAGGGCUGUCUGUUUGAGCCCAAGCAUGGGCAGUAUGUAGCAUGCCAGCCUCUAACCACAGGGCAACAUUAACACAUAAUUUUGUAGUCUUUCUUAUUAAGGAUCACUGGUUUUACCAUGGAGCUGAAUCUGAAUCUAAAGACAGUGCUGCUUACGAUGAUGAUGUUCAAAUGGGGAAUCCUCUGCACAGCCACGUCAGACAAAUGUUUGUCUGCACCCUGCCAGAAUGGAGCUACCUGUGUGGACACCAUGGAUGACUACGCCUGUAUCUGUGCCAAAGAAGGGGUCCAAUACAUGGGCAAAACCUGUGAUGAAUUCUAUGAUGCCUGCUCCUUCGCACCAUGUGAAGUCUGUUCCAGCACCCCUGGGACCAGAGAGUACCAUUGCAUCUGCCCAGAAGGACUUACGGGUGAUAACUGCACAGAGGAGGUGGACGAGUGUCAGAGCAAUCCCUGCUCUGAACCCCGUUCAAUGUGUAUAGACCAGUUGAACGGUUACUUCUGCAGAUGUCCUGCUGGGUUGGGAGGACAGGUCUGCAAAACACGUGUAACUGACUGCAUCGAUGAACCCUGCAGGAACAAUGGGACUUGUGUGUUACAAGCAGAAGGCUUCGAAUGCCAUUGUGCAACAGGGUUCAAGGGGAAGACUUGCGAGGAAGAUGUGAAUGAGUGUCUAUCAGAGCCUUGUCAGAAUGGAGCUAUUUGUAUAGACGGGGUGGCAGAGUUCCACUGCUUCUGCGUGCCUGGUUUUCAGGGCUACAAGUGUGAAAUAGACAUCAACGAGUGUGCUUCACGACCCUGUGAGAACAAUGCCACCUGUAUCAAUGAGAAGGACCACUAUAAAUGUGAUUGUCUGGCAGGCUUUGCAGGAGUCAACUGUGACAUUGAAAUAGACGAGUGUGAGUCCAGUCCCUGCCGCAAUGGAGCCACCUGCCAUGACCUGAUCGGCAUGUACUCAUGUGAAUGUCUGCCUGGGUUUGACGGCAUCGACUGUGAGGUUGAUGUGGAUGAGUGUGCCAGUGAUCCCUGUCAGAAUGGAGCUGUCUGUCAUGACAUGGUGAACAGCUAUGAAUGUGACUGCAGUGAUACAGGAUUCCAUGGUGACCACUGUGAAGUGGACAUCCUUGAGUGUGCCUCUGAUCCCUGCCAGCAUGGUGCCACAUGUCUAGAGGGAGUCAAAGGAUACACAUGCCUCUGCUGGUCAGGUUAUGAAGGACCAAACUGUGAGAAUGACAUAGAUGAGUGUACAGAGCAGCCUUGUGAGAACGGUGGAGAGUGUUUUGAGCGUUCAGAUCCGUCUCACUGGGAGAUGGAGUGGGAGCUCAGUUAUGCAGAUGCAGCUGGAUAUAUUUGUCAGUGUCAGUCUGGGUUUGCAGGAGAGAACUGCUCUGUGAACAUUGAUGAGUGUGAGUCUGAACCCUGUCAGAAUGGAGGCACUUGUGAGGAUAAGAUCAAUGGCUACAUCUGUACGUGCUCAGCUGGAUUUCUAGGUGAGCUGUGUGACAUGGACAUUGAUGAAUGUGCGAGCCAACCCUGUCAGAAUGGUGGCUGGUGUGAAGAUAGCAGAGCGUCCUACAUCUGCCACUGUCCUGAGGCAGAGCCAGGUGAACUACCUUGGGGAGGAUAUCACUGCGAUGUGAGACUCCACGGCUGUGUGGACCAUGAAUGCCAGAAUGGAGCCACCUGUCAUCCAUGGCUGGAGAGUGGAGAACACAAUCACACGUGCUUGUGUCCUCAUGGCUUCUAUGAUGAGCAGUGCUCCACAAGUACAACAUUCUCCUUCUCCACUCCAGGAUUCAUUCACAUUCAGGUUGCUCUAAAAGAAAGGAGCCGAAGGGAAGUUGAGCACCAUGUUCAUAAGGGUUUCGAGGUACAGCUACGUUUUAGGACCACUAUACCCAAUAUGUUGCUCAUCUACAGAGGGGAUGUGGACAACCACUUUAUCCUAGAGAUUGUGAAUGGUGGUCUUAGUGUUAAAGCUUUUUCUGAGGAAUCUAAUCUUGAUGUAACAUUUCCAGGCUUGGUUAAUGAUGGGGCCUGGUGGAAUGCUCAUGUUCUUCUAGAUAAUCAAGGUCUAAUUUUGAUUAUAAAAGGCCCUGGAUGUGACGGUGAUGGGUGUAGGGUUAUGGAUGUUAGCACAAAUGAAUUACCUUUCCAGCCCUCUGAAGCCUUCACUAACAUUUAUAUAGGUGGAGCACCAAAGGAGCUUUUGGAGGGCUCUGCAAGUGAGGUGGGAUUCAUUGGAUGUAUGGAAGACUUAAUGAUAGACUCGAACCUUAUCCUACCCCAAACACUACCAGAGGACCAAGGCCACGAGCUGGGCUGCAGUAAGAAUGAAUGGUGUAAGCCUGAUCCCUGCUAUGGGCAUGGACGUUGUGUGGACCUGUGGACCAGCUACCAGUGUGAGUGUUACCGUCCCUUCCACAGUGAGAGCUGCUCUAAAGAAUUCCCUUCAUGGACAUAUGGCCAUGAGGAAACAGUGAGUUUCAGUGCCUACAAUGUGAGUAAGAGCCUUGGGAACAACUUCAAUGUGUCCUUUUUCCUGAGGUCAUUAAAGCCAGAUGGACUGCUGUUCCAGCUGAGGAGACCUACAGAGGAAGAGGGGGAAGAGGUCUACUUCUCAAUCCAUCUAGGGAUGGGGAGAGUUCUGGUUAGCUCUCUGCCUAACACUGUCCCACUGACAGCGCCAGUAUUUGUGACCACUGGUGAGAGGCAACUUUUGCAGGUGGAAGUCCAACAUAGACAAGUAAUCUUUGAGCAUGCAGGCCUUCGCUAUGGAAUAGGAGAGAUUCCUGAAGUGAAUAUUAACAGUGGAGAUCAGGCCUAUGUAGGAGGGCUUCCAGGAGACUUUCACUCGGAUAUGUGGGGGGGCUAUUACAAAGGUUGCCUGCAGGACCUUCGUUUAGCCUCAGUGUAUCUCGAUGGAGAUGCCUGGAACAUUUGGGAUGAAGAGAAAGUGCUUUUACCAAGUGAUGCUGAAAAUGUAAAGAAGGGGUGUGUCAGUGAUGAUACUUGCAAGAUGAAGCCUUGUCAAAACGGAGGAGAAUGCACCAUCACAUUCAAUGAUUUUACAUGCUCCUGUCUGGCGGAAUACACCGGAAAGACCUGCAAAAAACGUGUUUGGUGUAUAAGCGGUCCUUGUGUCAAUGGUGGCCAUUGUGUGGACCUCCCUGAUGGAUAUGAAUGUCUACACAAUGCCACAUUUGAGAACAAUCCUGUGCAAUACAGCGCUGGAGGCUCCCUGGCUGAACCUGUCUCUAAUAUAUACAUAGAGCUUCGGACUCGAUCAGAGAAUGCUUUGCUUCUGAGGGCCUCUUGGGGCUCUGACCUGUUUAUAGUGGGUCUUCUGAACUCCUCAGUACGAGUAGAAAUCCACAUUGGCAACAGUGUUGAGACACUGACCUUUACAGGAGUUCGCAGAGUGGCUGACGGGAGCUGGCAUCGUGUUAACGUCUCAAUGGCUGAGAAGGAGCGCAAACCCUCUCCCUGGGUCAUCACUGUGGAUGGAAUUAUAGACACCAGCAGCUUGCCGGAGCGCACGAAAAGUUUGCAAUUUAUCAAUGAGAAGGGGGCCAUGCUGGCGAUUGCAGAGAGCUUUGCUGGCUGCUUGGGUACAGUGAGAGUUGGUGGAGUUCACCUUCCUUUUACUGAUAACUAUAAAGCCCCACAGCAAUCCCAGUUCCAUUUCAUUGGGAAACCAAAGCUUAAUUUAGGCUGUACUAGUACCCCUGUUUGUGAUUCAGGUCCUUGUCUAAAUGGAGCCACAUGUGAGGACCUCUUCAAUAAAUUUAGCUGUGUGUGUGACUCUGGCUGGGAGGGAGAUCAGUGUGAGACUGACACUGAUGACUGUGCAUCUCAGCCCUGUGUUCAUGGAACCUGCAAGGACUACUUAACUGGUUUUGAGUGCUAUUGCCACCAAGGAUAUACUGGCAAACUCUGUGAUGAGGAUCUCAAUGAGUGUGAACAUCACCCUUGUGAACACGGAGGCACCUGUCAGGACGGACCCAAUAUGUACACCUGUACAUGUCCCAAAGACUACAAUGGUCCUCUCUGCCAGUGGGACUAUCCCCCAUUACAGUGUGGUGAAGAUGUCCAGUGUGCAAAUGAUGGGAUCUGCAAUGAUGGGCUUUGGGGAGCUAAUUGUACAUGCAUGCCAGGUUUUACAGGCACCAGUUGUGAAACAGAGCUCGAUGAAUGUGAGUCAAAUCCUUGUCGAAACGGUGGAUCCUGUUUGAAUCGGUUCAACAUGUUUGUGUGCGAGUGCCCCCCUGGCUACAGUGGUCCAGUGUGCGACACUAACAAACAAGCUCACAAAGAAGGCAUCUCCUGGCUGGUGGUAGCUAUCCCGCUGCUCUGUUUCUCUGUUCUAACACUGACCAUCAGCUUGACCUUCAUGAUGCUCACGGCCAGAAAGAAACGCCAGUCGGAGGGUGUAUACAGCCCCAGUGCUCAGGAGCUGGCAGGUGCCCGGCUGGAGAUGGACAGUAUGCUCAAAGUGCCGCCAGAGGAAAGACUCAUCUGACAAAAAGGCUGAGAAACCAAGGGUGUUAGAGGUGAUACUAGCACUAUGAGUUGGUGUGCAGGAUUAACUGAAACUUUUAUUGAAUACCUGGGCUGGUGUGAAGGACAGAUAUUGUAGGAUAAUGUCCCCUUUGUAUGAAGAAACAUUGGUAAAGAUCAAGUACUGACAAGUGUUGCUCCUCUGUCAUUUACUUGAAACAGACUGGCUACAAAAAAAUGUCAGACUUGACUGGACUGGUUGGAAAAAUCAAACUUUUUAACAUUUUGACAAAUACUGUUCUACUUAGAAGACAUUGGGCCUCUUUCAUUCACUUAAGAGGAAAUUUCUUCUUUAAACCCACCUUUGCAGAUUUUACAAAGAUCCUGACACUCACUGUGUGUAAGUAUAAGUACGAUUUUAAACACAUGGACGUGUUGAAGAGGAGAACAUGUAAGUGCAUCCCUAUAUAUGUAUCAUUUUAUAGCCACUGCUGACAUGACUUAAUAUAACAGCUUUUUAUGGUUUAAGACCGGUGCCCCACCGUCUUUAAAUAUUUGUGAAUGCAUUGCUGACUCUUUAAACUUUCUUUUCAGUUUGUUUGAUUUUUGUGUGUGCACACAGCACUGCAGCCUCAUGCCCUUUUAUGGCCAUUAGCAGGGUGUUGACCUAUUCUCAUUGGAAUUACAGGCAUACGCCUUCAACUUACAAAGACAACAGCUUUCAUCAAUAUAAGAUCACAGGUGUGAAAAAUUCAGCAGUUUAUGAACACGUCAUGAAUCUGAUGUAGAAUUUUCUUUGAAACAUUCUUAAGAACAAAUGUAAGAACAAAAAAAAAACAAUAUCGGUAAAUGAGGCCCAUUGUGUCUUAAAGAGAGUUAAGAAUACUUAUGAGUGUACUCUAAUGCAAAGCGUAGUAGACACAAACAUGUACUUGAAUACAUAACUUUAAUGCCACGUCACAAAUUAGAAAAUCAGAUCAGAACUGGAACAUUAGAUGUCACAUUUAUAUCAUGGGUUUCUCAUGGGGUUUUUGAACUUGCAGCUUUGACUGGAGCUCUUUUAAACAUCUCAUCUUGUAAUGGCCUCUUCCUCUGCAGUGGAUUAACAACACCAACUGGGGAACUGGCUCCGUCAAAUGAUUACUUUCAUUAAACCAACUCCUUGUAUCCACAUAACAGUAAUGGAUGGAAAAGUGCAUUAAUUUGGAUUUUGGUUUUCAGAUUUUCUGGAAACUGGGUUAAAAUUUGGAAACUUGACUAUUUACCAGUGGGGUGCUGUCAAGGCACUCAAGGUAAGCAGCGCUUAACUGCUAGACAUCAGUUGGAAAAUUCCAAAGUGUAAGCAAUACUUUAUUUAAUCAAUAACUGUUAUCAACAGCAAUUUUUCCCAUACAGAAUUUCUUUUUAAAUUGAUGCAUAUUUUAAAUGUAAAACAAACAACAACAAAAAAAAUAAUUUAAGAAGUAGUUGUGUUACUAGCAUCAAAACCUUGAACAGCUGUUUCUCUUUGGCUCUACAGUUUGUAUAUUUAUGUUUUUUCUGAGUUUUAACUGUUGUUGGGUUUUGAGAAUUAUUCUUAACAGCUCACAUGCACAAAGUGAGUAUCUACUAAUAUUUAUCUCAGCCUCUUCAGUAGCAACUUCAAAUUUGUUUGCAAUCAAUAACAAAUAUGUGAAACCCAGGCAAACUCAAGUUUGUUUUCUGGGUGAUGAAAACACUAUUUUUGUAGAAAUUAAGCUUUCAGUAUGAUCAACAUGAAGAAAAGAUUUUUGAAUAUAUGGUUGAAAUAUUCCAGCAUAAAUAAUUAAUGAAAGGAAAUAUAGAGUAAUCCUCAGGUUUUGGAGGACAAAACAUUUAACACAGUUUAAUGUAAAAAAGUACAGUAUUAGUAUCAGUUGUGUUUUAGACAAACAUGUUCUUAUUCUAAAGAAUUAAGGUCUUGGCUACACAUUAUGUCACUGUUUUCUGCUUUCCUUUCUCUUUGUUUUCUUUAUUUGAUGUACAAAAUGCAGAUAUUUUAUUCAAGUGAAAUGUUCUGAUUCGUCAUUUCAAUUUUCAAGGAUUAUUAAACAUACAGCUUAAGGCUUGGAACUGUUGAUUGGGGACUGUUAAAGUACAAGUAGCUUGAUAUUCAAGCAAGCUAAAAGGUUAAUGGAAACGAUAAAAGGGCUUAGGAAAUCAAAUAAGAAUGCAAAAAAGUUACAAUCUGAUAUGGGUGAAUGAAUCAAGUACUGUGGUGAAGCAAAAUCAAAACAUGAGUCAUUGGUGAAUUUAAAACUGCCUGAAAAUGACACUGAAACACAAAAUCAAUGUUUUCAUAAUGUUUAAAGUAAAUGAUAAAGGUGAGAUUAUCUGAACUUGAAAGACAAGAUCCACACGAGCAAAGUUGUUUGACAUGUGAUGUGUGCAAUAAAUCCCUGAAAUCCCUUCAUCCUGAAAUGGCUCUCAA
This is a messenger RNA of Hippoglossus stenolepis (Pacific halibut), 6951 nucleotides long. RefSeq names its product crumbs cell polarity complex component 2a (gene crb2a). Bases 121 to 4524 code for a protein of 1467 amino acids. Lineage: Eukaryota; Metazoa; Chordata; Actinopteri; Pleuronectiformes; Pleuronectidae. The transcript has 13 exons. Gene Ontology annotation, biological process: establishment or maintenance of epithelial cell apical/basal polarity; heterophilic cell-cell adhesion. Gene Ontology annotation, cellular component: plasma membrane; protein-containing complex. The record is from RefSeq and is a predicted model, not a curated record. Gene Ontology annotation, molecular function: calcium ion binding.